AUGAAGGUGUGGACAUCGUUACCAUUUGUGAGAGAUCCCAUGCAAGGUAUUACUUCCGCAGAAAACGGCAAGUGUGGGCUUGGGCGAGAAUGCGAACUUGAGCAGGAUGGUGAUUGUAAUUACGACUAUGACUACGACGAUGAAGACACCAAAGAAACCAAACAAGCAGAUAACAAUGGAGAUUUAGUUAGAGAAUCUCUAAAGAAUCAGCCAGGGGAUAACUGGGAACUUGAAAAAUACCGUUCUAUAGAUGAAGAUGAUCAUACCAUAUUGACGCAUCGUGAACGUGUUGUCAUGGCGUUGACCUUAUCACUCAUUGGUCUUUGUUCGGCUAUGUCUAUGCCUAUCUAUUGGACGGCCCUUACAGAACUAGAGCGUGAGUUCCAUACCACUGAAAGCAAAAUCAAUUACACUGUGACUGCAUACCUCUGUUUCCAAGCGGUUGCACCUGUUUUCGUCUCUUCAUUCUCUGAUAUCUGGGGCAGGCGACCAGUCAUUCUUGUUUGUAUAACGGCGGGUCUUUGCACCAAUGUUGGGUUGGCUGUUUCUAGGACCUACUGGUUGAUUGUCUUUCUCCGUUGUGUUUUGGCAUCUUCUUUGGCACCGUUAGUAAGUAUAACAGCUGCUUCAGUUGGUGACUUCACGACCAGGAGAAACAGGGGCAGUUUGACUGGAUUGACAACAGGUUUCACAUUAAUAGGACAAGGUAUAGCUCCUUUCUUAGGUGCCGUUAUGGACACCGCUUGGGGGUGGCCUGCAAUUUUCUGGUUCUCCGCCGCCUUUAAUGGUACAAUACUGUUGCUAUCGUUUGUCUUGGUUCCUGAAACGCAUCGUGGUUAUGUCGGGAAUUUGGGCAUCAAACCCAAGUCUUUCAUCCAUUACAGUCCCUAUCUCUUGUAUUUGGGGAGCAGAUUGGAACCUUAUGAUGAAAAUAAAGUAGCUAAAAGAAAUCACAAGUAUCAACCUUGGAAGCCGUUGAUGUUGUCCUAUAAACCCGAUAUUUUGUCUAUCUUGCUGCCAUGUUCUAUUCUAUUUGCUUUAUGGACUAUAUCUCAAACCACAUUAUCUGUUCAUUUCAGUAAGGUUUAUCAUAUGCGCGUUAUCAUCAUUGGAGUCUGCUUCUUUGCACCUGGUAUGGCCUCUAUUUUUGGAACUGUGAUCUCGGGAAGAGUUUUGGAUUAUCUUUAUCGGAAAAGGAAAGCUGUAUACGAUGCAACAUACAAAGAUUUGGCACCUCAAGACAGAUCACCGUUUAAUAUAGUCAAAGUCAGACUGCUGACUAUUCCUUUUGCCGGGUUGUUUGCUGCGAUGGCUUCAAUUGUUUUUGGGUGGUGUAUGGAUAAACACACCAACAUAGCGCCAAUUUUAAUCAUGAGUUUUCUCAUCACUUUUUUUGUUAUGUUCCCACUAAAUACUGCUGUUACUGUCUUGAUUGACAUGUAUCCUCAAAUUGCAGGUGGUGCAACAGCUUUAAACAACCUGUUCCGUUGUGGUAUGAGUGCUAUCUUUGUUUCAUGUCUAAAUAUGAUGGAAGAUAAAAUGACAGUCGGCGGCACCUACACCUUUAUGGCUGCAAUUUCACUACUAUUUCUUACGGUAGUUUUGAGGUUAAUCAUUGGAAAUGAGGAUACAAUUACCAAACCUAAAAAUUUAUCUGAAGAUUAG
Messenger RNA from Pichia kudriavzevii, 1665 nucleotides. RefSeq lists its product as uncharacterized. Gene Ontology annotation, molecular function: transmembrane transporter activity. The transcript has a single exon. NCBI's taxonomy places the organism in Eukaryota, Fungi, Ascomycota, Pichiomycetes, Pichiales, Pichiaceae. Bases 1 to 1665 code for a protein of 554 amino acids. Gene Ontology annotation, biological process: transmembrane transport. The record is from RefSeq and is a predicted model, not a curated record.